This is a messenger RNA of Diatraea saccharalis (sugarcane borer), 1882 nucleotides long. NCBI's taxonomy places the organism in Eukaryota, Metazoa, Arthropoda, Insecta, Lepidoptera, Crambidae. The record is from the annotation of a GenBank genome assembly.
ACUUUUGUUCUGUGACUACUACUGUCACAUCCACAUUUUAAGUAAAUAUUAUAGUUUUUAGGUUAAAUUUAAAGUAUUUCUUCUAUAAUUUCUAUUAAAAAUGUCUUCGACGCGACUUUUUGUUGGUAACUUACCAGAUACUGUUACAGAAACUGACAUAAGUACUGUUUUUUCUAAUUACGGACACAUUGUUAACGUGGAUUUCAAAAAUAAAAGUGACUCAAGUAAUAAUCAGAAACAUUUUGCUUUUGUGACCAUCUCUGCAUCUAACUAUGAAAUUGAAUCUUGCAUAAAACAUUUUUCAACUGAAGAUUUUCAUGGGCAACGGCUUUUUGUGACACGCGCUCGUGAAAGUUUUUUAGAGCGAUUACAGAGAGAGAGGCAAGAAGCACAAAACAAGGAAGCAGAAAAGAAUAUUAUUAAACAAGAACACCCAAAAAAGAAUGUUGUUUUGAAGCUAAGUGACAAGUUGAAUCCACGUAAAAGGAAAUUAGAUACACAAUAUGAUUCUAGCAACAAAGUUAAUAAGCCGUUUGAAGAAUAUAAAAAUAAAAUUAACACCUUCCACAAUAUCAAUACAAAAAAAGAGGAAGAAGUAUCUAAAGUGGAUAAAAAGAAACAGGAGGCAGAUAAAAAAAGGAUGGAGUCAAUAAAAAGGAAAACUCGAGAAUUCAAAGAAAAACAAAAGAUUAUCAAAACAGGUCUUGUUGGAAUUGAUAUAGUGGCAAAUAAAAAAGUAAUAUUUUCAGAUAGUGAUGAUGAUUCUAAAAUGAUAGUGAACACUAGUAAGUCCACAAUUACAAAAGAAAAAAAUUGUAAAAAUCUCUUUGAUGACAAUGAGAGUGGUGAUGAAGUUAACUUUGAAAUUAAACAACAAUUUGAAGGCAAGAAGGGACAAAAGGUUUUAGAUUUGCAAUCAAGAUAUAAAUCUGAUAAACGGUUCAUCUUAGAUGAAAGGUUUAUAGAAGAUGGAGAGUCUGAAGAAGAAGAAUAUAAUGAAGCUCACGAUAAUGAAGACAUUGAUUUGGGAAAUGCAGAUGAAAAAACAAAGCAGCUAAACAUAUUGGAAGAUGUACUUGGUGUCUCAAUCAAACCUCGAACCAAAAAACUUGAAGAAAAAAAAUAUAAAUCCAAAUUAGGCAUGUUUAGAUAUGAUCCCUUACAACCAGAACAUGCAAAAUUUUUAGCACCUAUAGAACAAACCAAUCAGGAAUCUACAAAAAAAACUAAAAAGAAAAAAUCUAAAGAAAACCAAGAGGAACAAAAUAUGGACACAGUGACAGUAGAAAACGAUAAACUAAAAAUUGAAGUAUCUAAAGAGCAAUUCUAUAAAGUCAGUGAAACUCUAAAAGAAAGUUUAGAUCAACCAAUUAACUUCAGCCUUAGAAGUUUAUUUGGUAACAAAGAGGAGAGUGAAAGAGUUGAGCAGGAGACUAGUUACAUAUCUAUUGAAAAACCAAAAGAACCCAGAAUCAAGAAUCCUUUGAAUCCUUCUGAUAAAAACCCAUUUAUCUAUGAUUCAUCUGAUUCCGAAAUGGAAGAUGAAGUGCAUGAAGUGAAAAAAGAAGAAAUUUCAACAGAAGCCACUAGUGCAGCACCAGAAACUAAAAUACUGUGGAAAGAAAAUUUAUUUUUUUCAGCUUCUGACAGCAGAUUACUUGAUGGUUUGGCAUUUUUUAAUAAUACUGAUGAAUGUGUACCACAUAAAGAAAGGAGGGAAUUAAAAGCAGUUAUGAAGAAGAGAAUCUACAAUAAAGACAGGAAAUCUCAGAUGUUCCAGAAGAAAAUUGGUGGUAGAAAAAAGUCUAUGAAGAAGACAUACAAAAAAAAAAGUAAUAUGAAAAAUUAAUGUUUGAAAUACAAUAAAAAAACAGAUUCAAGU